Mesorhabditis spiculigera is the source of this 760-nucleotide messenger RNA. The record is from the annotation of a GenBank genome assembly. Lineage: Eukaryota; Metazoa; Nematoda; Chromadorea; Rhabditida; Rhabditidae.
AUCCGCCGCGAUUUCGACGUGCUUUAUGAGCCGCCACCCGGGGACAUUGCCCCAUCCAUGCCGCCCGCCAUCCUCAGCAAGACCAACAGCCUGCACAAUGAUUACGUCACAACCCCAACGCGACGAUCGGAAGGCGCGGGUACCAGCAAAGAUGAUUAUGAAGCGGUGACACCAAGGAGGCCGGCCUCAGCCAUCUAUCCAGCCCUCAAAACCCAGACUCCCGAAAAGCUAUCGAUCGACAGAAUACAUGACGACGAAUGUGAAGAGCGUAAAGUGACGAUCGAGAAAGACCACACGUGGCCAACCGGUGGCUUGCGGAAAUUGACACAGACUGUGGAGACGGACAAGACGGUCGGGUUAUUCCUUGCCGAAACACUGUCCGCGCUUCUGGAUGAGAGCCAGCUCGCUGAUGGAGUGCCGACGGAGGCAUAUGGAUUGAAGGAAUACGGGCUCGACGAAUUUCUCCCCGAGCAAGAGCUGAUCGGCCAGAAUAUUUUUGUCGGAAAGUGUCUGCUGAUGGACAAGGACGUCAAGUUGGAGAUUGGUCGAAAAAUCCCAGCCGAUCGUCUGCCAACCGAUGAGCGCCCGUAUACCUAUGCCGAUGUUCGGGCAAACAAACGAACACCAAAAAAGACAAUCAGGAUGAGUCUGGCAUCGCCGACGAUCUUGGAUAAGGAUGAUGUCGAGCAGAAGCUCGCCCAGUUGAAGGACAACAUGGAGGACUUUGACAGCAAGGCUGGAGAUGUUCACGCGUUGUCAG